Molecule: messenger RNA, 6041 nt
Organism: Porites evermanni
Lineage: Eukaryota; Metazoa; Cnidaria; Anthozoa; Scleractinia; Poritidae
Source: the annotation of a GenBank genome assembly
UGUAGUCUCUGGCAUCACUGGAAAGUGCAUAACUUAUGACUGCUCUAAUCUGACUUUUUUUUCUCCGGAGGCUCGAUGGACAAGAAAUCGGAUAGAACUUUCGGUUCUUUGAAAUGUGUUCUGCAGGAACGAACUCGUUGCGUUCUGUACUUGAUAACCGUCGCUUUCCUAGUGUUGAGCAUCGUGUAUAUAUCUGUCGCGUUCGUCUCGAUGAAGCAGCAACUAUCUGAGGUAAAGAAAGAGCUUAGAGCGAUUAAAGAUUCAAGGACGAGUCUUGGAGAGAAAGAUCCACCUUCGAGGCGUAAAAGGAGAGCUAGCAACUCGCAAAUUUCCGAGCUUGUCAGGAGAAUUGCUUUACUGGAAAGCGGGUAAGGAAAUCCACGGUUAGAGUUGAAAUGCAAAUUUAAGAUGCAGUAGGUAAGCUUCCUCAAGCCUUGUGAACUGUCUAAAGGCGGAGUUUAUUUAAUAGCACAACUCAUGCCAGUGUAUAAAGAAACUCUUAAGAAUUUGUAUUAAUAGAGUCGAUAUGAAGGUAGAUUUUACGCCCAUAUCAAAGUCAUAUCUCUCAUCAGCAAAGGUGCAUGCAUUUAUUUUAUUUUAUUUUAUUUUUUGAUUCUGCUAAGGNAUCUGAGGUAAAGAAAGAGCUUAGAGCGAUUAAAGAUUCAAGGACGAGUCUUGGAGAGAAAGAUCCACCUUCGAGGCGUAAAAGGAGAGCUAGCAACUCGCAAAUUUCCGAGCUUGUCAGGAGAAUUGCUUUACUGGAAAGCGGGUAAGGAAAUCCACGGUUAGAGUUGAAAUGCAAAUUUAAGAUGCAGUAGGUAAGCUUCCUCAAGCCUUGUGUACUGUCUAAAGGCGGAGUUUAUUUAAUAGCACAACUCAUGCCAGUGUAUAAAGAAACUCUUAAGAAUUUGUAUUAAUAGAGUCGAUAUGAAGGUAGAUUUUACGCCCAUAUCAAAGUCAUAUCUCUCAUCAGCAAAGGUGCAUGCAUUUAUUUUAUUUUAUUUUAUUUUUUGAUUCUGCUAAGGCGCACAGUUUCUUCUUUUAAAUUUUGCUGCCCAGACUGGUGAAUAGAUCAAAACAGACUUUGUCACGCUAAAUUUACGAACUUUAAAAUCGGACCUCAAUAAGGCAACUCUAUCUGCAUCAGUAGAAAUGGACCUCAAAGUUCAGUAGCCGAAUUCGAAUACCACACCCCUCAAAAUUGCACUGUAGUAAACCCGAAAGACUGGAUAUUUCACCGACAGGAAGGUUAGUAAUGAUAAUUAAGUUUAUCAGAAAGAAAUUUGACCGUAAGAAGACUUAACUUAACUUUGAGAACACUCAAGGUACUUUCUUGCUUCUCACAUACAACCUUAAUAAAAAAAAAUUGACCGAAUCCAUCAGGAAAUUGAGUAAUUUCAAUUAUUAGUGGACAAAAACCUUGUACCAAAAUAACUUAAUUCAAGGGCUAUAAAAUGAUAAUUACUAGUUAGCUGUAAUAACACCAAAGACUGUUUCUCACAGGAGCCCGAGAAAAUAAAUGUCAAAUUUCACAUGAAUUGUGAAAACACAGACAAAAUUCUUAAAAUUUCAUGUGUAAGAUGUCAUUUUGUGAAAUUGGACAUUCAUUUUCUUGGGCUCUCAUAAGAAAUUUUCCUUGGAGUUAUUACAGAUAACUAAUUAGAUCUAUAGCCCUUGAAAAAUGUAAGCAAGAAUGCGAUAUUGAUUAUUCCGGUACAAGAUUUUUGUCCACUGAAAAUUAACAUUACUCAAUUUCCUGAUGGAUUCCGUCGUGAGCUUUUUUUUAAAGGUAAAAAUAUCUUCAUAUUUCAGUCUCAACUUAUUUUAAGAUAUUUCUAUUUAUUUAGUUUACAAUUCUUCCCGGUGCAUUGAUAACAAGCACACGCGCAGACGAGAUUUUGCCCUAGAUCCCGUGCUGGCCUGUUGGGGUCUGUUGAGAGGUCGAAAAGUUACUUAAUAAGCUAAAAGUGGUGAAAAAAAAUGUCUAAGUUCAUUUAAUUUAAUAUUCGCCUUACACUUAAUUUACAAAGAAGACUGAGAAAAAAAGGGUACCAAAACUACUAUAUGGCGAAAUAAUAGAGGAGAGUCUUUUGCGUCAGGACGCUAAGGGGGUGAUGAAUAUUCGGGCACGUUCCUAUUCUAGCGCAGCGUGUGUUUGAUCGUACAUGCAUGAUUUUAAUAGAUUCGUCUAUAAUGCAUAAAAUUCAGUUUGUGACAGUUUUGGGGCGUCAAGUGCUGCUAACAGAAACUGUUUCUCUGUCGCCUUUUUAUAGUUCCGUGAAAAUUUCCAACGGUACACGCGGACAGGCAUCACUUCCAGGUUUGUAAACGUUAGCAUUGGGUGGGUGGGAGUGAAACAUAUUAGUGAAGUAUGUACAUAUUUGCAGCGCCCAGGACUAUGUUAGGAAAUCCGGAUUCUGGAAUCAAGGAAUUUUUGCUUGGGGAAUCUAGAAUCCUGGCUUUAGAAUCUAUAAUACUGCUCAAGAAAACUGGAACCCCUUGGCAUCUGAAAACUAAGCCACUAACUAGGAAUCAGUCAUUCAGUACGCCAGGGCGAAUUGUAAAAUAAUGAAACACAUAGUAUACGUACUAGAAAACAUUUACAAUUACAGGACAAAAAAGGGGCGCUGGGGCACGAUACGGACACAUUAUACAAAAAAACAAAAAAGAAAACAAAAGAACCUUGAAGGAUGGCAAACGACAGGGGACCUUAACAAGAAAGGAUAUUAGUUUUAUGAAUAAUGUAAUCUCUUUUUUUUUCUUGCCCCUCCAUAUCUUUUGCCAUCCAGCAAGGUUUUUUUUGUGCCUUGUGAUUGUAUCGCGAUACAAAGGGCCCAUUAUCUGCCUAAACAUACGCUCGGUUCAAUCUCGUAGACAAACGCACAAACUUUGUGGGCUGUAAAUUGUACUCGUUUUCUGCCGUUUAACAGAAUAUGCUUACGUGCUACAUUUCGGUCUGCUCUGUAGCUUUUACCUUACACUUCUUGUUUUGUUAUUUUUCACAGGGCGAGAUGGGAGAGAUGGCAUGCAAGGACCUCCCGGAACGCCAGGUAAGUCUUGAUAUCUUCUCUACAGUCCACGAAACCAAGCUCGGGUACCAUAAUUGGAAAACAAAAACAUCCAAAGUGGUAUUCAUGAUAAUAACGAUGACAAUAACAACCAUCCUAACUACCACAACGCCAUGUUGGAUGAGCUCCAACAUGGCGGACAGAAACCAACAGAAACAUCUGUUACCCAGUUUUGCUACAAAAGCUUGAAUUUACUCCUAGUGGAACUCACAAACAUUAAAGUAAUACUUUUUCUAACACUUGAACUGAUUAGAUAGCAAAAUUCUUCGAAAAAGGUCACUUUUUUAACCUUAAUGACAGCUCUCUCGGCCGUCAUGAAAAUGCUGCGUCACGCAACAGCUUAGAAAUUCAAGCGUACUUUAUUACAAUACCAAGAACCCUUUUGAAGCGAAAAUUUGUUUGAAAAUUAGUUUUCAGCUGCUCUAAUACACCAUGAAAGUAAAAUCUCGGUUGGAUCGAUAGUAUUGUAGUUUGAAUUUUAGUGACGUCAUGUGAAGACCACCAAUAGGAUCACCACGGACAAUAAUAAAAAUACCCAUAUUAGGAUGAGGAUUGUAAUGUUAAUAAUCAUCGCCACGAGGGUCAGUGACGAUCAGAUGAUGAUGACAAUGAUGAUGAUGAUGAUUAUGACAAUGGGGAUGACGACGACAACGACGACGUCGAAGACAACGACGACGACGACGACGACGUCGAAGACAACGACGACGACGACGACGACGACGACGAUGACGACGACGACGAAGAUGAUGAUGAUGAUGAUGAUAAUGAUGAUGAUAAUGAUGAUGAUAAUGAUGAUGAUGAAGAAGAAGAAGAGGCGCUGUGUUCCGUGAAACUGGUCAUGAAGUAUAUUUUCAUUAAUGUAGGCAAAAAUAAAUAAAUGAUUGAUGGUAAAUAGAUAACUUUAAAGUAAAAUUAAAAGCGACAAACUAUCUCUCAGAUUCCCUCUUACAUCGCGUUUACCAUUUACUCUUAAUUAUUUAGUUAGCGAGUUUACAUAGGCGAUAUUAUAAGGAAACAUGUUCAACAAGAGAAAUGAAACAUUCAUCAACUUUUAGGAAGAGAUGGUAGAGACGGAAACCAAGGACCAGCAGGACCACGAGGACCGCCAGGGCCAAAAGGUAGAGGAACAAGAAUAAUACAGCUGCUGAGUGAAAUAUCUUGUUUAUUAAGCCGUAUAUGACACCUAUUUUUCAAUGCUCAUAUUUUUAGUGUAAGCUUUUUUCUUAAUGUAGAAUACAAUAAACUAAAUGAAACGAGGCUUAGAACUUAAAACAGUUGACCAAGACGAGUUAUGAACGUGGUUAACUUUCUAAGACUUUGGAUUGAACAAGAAAAAAAUUAAUAUUGCCCUUUUUCGCUUAAAUUUUCGAUUCGCAAUCAAGGGUGUCUAAAUUAAGCGGGUUAAACUCAAGGGAAAUGUAAAGGCUUUCCCCAUCGAUAAUAACGAGUUGUCCGUAUUAAGAGGUACCCAUAAAGUGGGUCCCAGGUGGCAGUUAUCUUCUCCGUAAUAUUCAAUGACGUUAGCAGGUCUCCAUGAUUUUAACGUAAGUGUUUGGAGAGUGCUGUCUCCUAAGUGUAAUUCACGUGAGAACAGUGAGCGUUCAUUACUGAGGAAGACUGUGAGAUAAAGUCGAAAGCUACAAUAUCUGAGACCUUCAGUUCAGUCAAGCAAAAUUUCUCUUUCAAAUUUUAAUUUCAAGGUCCAGAAUGAGCAUUCAUGUGAUUUGUUUUUCUUUGUUUAAUUAGGUGAUAUCGGGCCGGUGGGAAUUCCUGGAGCUCCGGGACCUCAAGGAGAGAAGGGAUCACAAGGAUAUUCGCUAUCAGGCGUUGUAUACAAUAGAUGGGGAAGAAAAACCUGCUACGGAGAUGCCCUGUUGGUGUAUAACGGUAAGAGUGCAGGGCGUUUCCCCCUCUUCCUUAUAUACAUUGUAGAUAUAACACUGGUCUUGACCCUCUUUAGAACUCGAAAAGAACUUUAUUUCCAGCUUUUCUUUUGGGAAAGCAGCUUUUAUUCAAAUUUUGCUCGCCCAGGGCCACUUCCUGACCUUCAAAGUUUUCAAUUUUGUUAGAAGUUGAAAUGCCUGGACUCUUGCCACUGAGCAAGUAAGCUUUAAAGGUUUGAGAGAGGGGGUGAAUAGGCGAACGGAUCGGUGGAUUUUGAAAAUAUCUUUGCCCGGAUUUCGGAUUCAAAGCGAGAUUUUAACGGAUUUCCGGAUUCUGCAAUUCCAGCAGAUUGCGGAUUCAUCCAUUUUUUGGGCCCGGAUUUUGGACUUUGCGUGUAAUAAAAGUAUUUUUGCCCAGAUUUCAGGUUCAGGCGAAAUUUUAACGGCGGAUUUGGUUAAUAAAACAUAACGGGUCGGCGGAUUUGCAUACCCCUAUUCACUCCCCCCUCUUUGAGCAAGUAAGCUUUAAUUCAACUCGCCUGCCUGUCGAAUAAACUCGAAUAAACAAAAUGUCUUUGUUGUUGUUGUUGUUAAUAGGAGUCAUGGCCAAUGGUCAUCACAAUUUGCAUGGUAGCGGCUCUAAUUACCUUUGUCUUCCCAACAUCCCUAACCAUGGCAAGAACAACGGCGGCUGGCAGGGCACUGCAAUACACAGUACCGAGUACGAGUCAGGGAGCUUCUUGGGAUCUAUCCAAAGCCUUACAAACCACGAUGCUCCUUGCGCUGUUUGUUACGUCACGUCACGUGGUUCGCAAUUAAUGGUCCCUGGAAGAAACAAGUGCCCGACGGGAUGGACAAAAGAGUACGGCGGAUACUUGAUGUCAUCGCAUCACGACCAUAAACACGGCACCGAAUUUGUUUGCGUUGACGUGGAUGCUGAAGUUGUACCGGGGAGCCAUCGCGACACGAACGGAGCAUUAUUGUACGUGGUUGAGACUUCCUGUAGUACAGACUUACCGUGUAAACCCUAUACUGACGGCCAUGAGCUGACUUGCGUUGUUUGUACCAAAUAGAUAUCAUUGACACCGUC